AUGCCGGUAUCCAGUGGUUUUGGUUAUUAUCCGUAUAAUUAUCCUACGACGAAAACAAGGCGCACCAUACCGCCAGUUGCUAAAACACAACUGAUAGCUCGCGCUCCCAAAUUUAGACCAGAACAACGGUCAGAUCCAAAGACGACGGCAACAACAACGAUAAAAACAACUCGAAAUCCUUCAAAUUCAACACGAGUCAAUAUUGCUAAACGACCAUCACUACGUUCGGACACGUUUUUACUUGUUAAAAAAGCAAACGAAGCGAGAUAUAAAAUGAAGAAGGAUGAUACUGUUCGGCAGAGUACUCAGCGAUUACCCGCGAUACGAGUUCCUGCUCAGACUACUUCAAUGCCUCCGCAGAAGAAACGCGUUACAACGAUACGAACUAUAACCAUUCCUCAGAGAACGCCAAAGUAUGCGGCCUCAACGACAUAUCGAGAAGAUCCUGGUCCACAACCUGUUUAUGUUCCGAAACGGCAAGAUAGCCCUCGUUACCCGCCCAAACGACCUUCUGUUUAUCAAUUGAAAUCUCCCACUCCAGCCAAGGACACUAUGGAUAUAUCACAACGUGUUCGGAUUGGCAAGCAUGAUUAUGUAGUACAACGCAAAACAGAAGAUACUGGUUAUAAGAACACCGAUCGUCAAACAGAAACGAUUGUUGAAAGACCUCAACGAACAGUACGCAUCCUACGUAAAUCUCCGCAGCAAGAGCGAGAAGAUGAUGAUGAUGACGUCUACUAUCUUAAACCUGCCCCACAACGUCGAUCAACAGUAAUACGGAAACGCACACCACCAGCAGGAUAUAUUCGUAUGAAAAAAUCGUCAUCAACUCUUGAUACACGUCGUUCACCUCGCACCGAAGUAAUCUAUCUUGAUGAAGAUCAGUCCGCAUCACGUACUGAAAGUUACGUGUACAUCGAUGAAGACGGCAAUGAAGUUAAGAUUAUCGAUGAAAAAGAUUCAACACCACGCUAUGUGAAAUAUGCUUAUGAUGAUGACCGCGGGGAACGACGUUCGCGCGAACCAAAAGUAAUUUAUAUUGACAAAAGAGACAAACGACCAAGUCCGGAGCCCCAAGUUAUCGUAGUCAAGGAGAAAGAGAAGCGUCCAACACCUGAAUCUCAAGUCAUCGUUGUAAAGGAGAAAGAAAAGCGUCCCACGCCCGAACAUCAAGUAAUUGUUGUCAAAGAGACAGAGAAACGUCCAACACCUGAGCCACAGAUCAUCGUCGUAAAAGAAACAGCAAAACAACGCGCUCCUGAACCAGAAGUUGUCUACGUUACCGAAACUGACAAUCGACGAGUACGACAACCCGAAGUAGUUUACGUUCAAGACCAACCGCGUCCGGAGCUGUACUACCUUGGAGAACCCCAAGAACAAUACGUUGAUCAUUCAAAUGUUGUUUACGUUGACAAUACUCAUCCAAGUUCAUACCAACCUGAUGUCAUUUAUGUUGAAGAUGAUCAGUACCCACCAUCGUACCAACCGGAUGUCAUCUAUGUCAAUGAGCCUCAUCAACGAUACGCGCAUGCACCCGAAGUUGUCUAUGUAUGA
Molecule: messenger RNA, 1554 nt
Organism: Adineta ricciae
Lineage: Eukaryota; Metazoa; Rotifera; Eurotatoria; Adinetida; Adinetidae
Source: the annotation of a GenBank genome assembly